CACUACCGGCAAACAAGGAGGCUGGCUGAUCAAAAGGCCCCAAUCCCUAGUCUAGAUCGGCACAAAAGUUACUCAAAUUGUUCCACUAUCAACAUUGUUCAAGAAGACCUGGACCGGCCCUAUGAGCUAUUCAAGAAAUCCCGUUCUCUAGCCUCGAAGCCGAUAUGGAGCGUUUUCAGCGUUUGGUCAACUCUCAACUCCGAGGCUGCGAUUGGCGAUGGUGCAUUGGAGGAACGCCAAGGAAUAUCCCUGUUUCACGAAGCACUCAAGCGCAAUGCGGAGCACUUUAUCUACUCUUCUGUGGACCGCGACGGUGCUAAAUCCAUCAACAACUCGACCAACAUUCUGCACUUCAUACAAAAACACCGUAUCGAGCAUCAUCUUCUAAAAAGGAGCAAGGAUUUAACUUUGACAUGGAAGAUACUCCGGCCAUCUGCAUUUUACGAGAACCUCGCACCAGACAUUGCUGGCUGUCGCCGUGGAGGUGUUUUUGAAUCCGGAGACGUAUCGAGGCCGUACGCUCUCGCUGGCCGGUGA
Molecule: messenger RNA, 537 nt
Organism: Penicillium crustosum
Lineage: Eukaryota; Fungi; Ascomycota; Eurotiomycetes; Eurotiales; Aspergillaceae
Exons: 2
Source: RefSeq, a predicted model, not a curated record